AGAGAUGGAAGGAGAGACCCACGGUGUUUGGGGGUUUUCGAGAGAGGGCUGCAGGCUCUUCUGUCAUGCUUUGUGGUCCCCAGCUCUGGAGCGCUGGUGUGCGUGUGUGUUUGUGUGUAGUAUUCUGUUUGUGGGUCCUGCCUUCUAGGUCAGUGGUUUGCUAUUGUUCCAGCACUGUUGUGUGUGUGUGUGUGUGUGUGUUAGUCAGAGUAGGUUGGGCUGACUAAAUGUGAUCUUCAAUGACAGCUCUUCUGCAGGUGAUUUAAACAGCUGUUCUCCCAGGAGGAUUGUGGACUGGACUGGACAGAACCAGGCUGCAGAACUACACCAAAGAUGGAUCAGCUAUCAGACGAGGAACUGGACCAUGCUGCAGAAGAGGACAGUGAUAAGGAGGACCAGGACCUGGACCAGAUGUUUGGAGCCUGGCUGGGAGAGCUAGACAAACUUACACAGAGUCUGGACGAUGGGAAGCCCGAGCCUCCUAAGAGCCAGAAGGCUCCUCUGAGGCAGGAGACCAACAUGGCCAACUUCUCUUAUCGCUUCUCUAUCUACAACAUCAACGAGGCUCUAAACCAGGGUGGUGACUCAGUGGACCUGGAUGCCCUGAUGGCAGACUUGUGCUCCAUAGAGCAGGAGCUCAGCACCAUCGGCAAGCCCAACAACACUGGCAUGACCAGGCUGGGCGUGCCCGGAGAGCCCAAGGUGCGUCAGAAGCCCCCGGCAGGGCGCAGCAGCAGUGCCAAGCAUGCAGGGGGCAGCGGGGGCAGCAGCGGGGGCAGCACAAGCAGCAGCACCCGGGCCUCACCGGCCUCCACUGUCAGGGGGGGCAGCGUCCACAGCCGAACCCCUCUGGCCUCCAACUUCUCCCUGGACGACAUCACAGCUCAGCUGGAGCAGGCCUCUCUCAGCAUGGACGAGGCGGCGCGCCAGAGCUCCUCCCACUCCUUGGGCUCCGCCUCCUCGUCCUCCUCGUCCUACUCGUCCACCAUGCGCCGGCCCGCCUCCUCGCACCGCCACCACCGGCGGACGGGCUCGGUGGGCACGGUGAGCGAGCACGAGGCGCGCUCCAUCGUCCACUCCUCGCGCUCCUCCAUCAACUCCGCCUCCGCCUCCAGCAUGGACUCGCUGGACAGCGUGCUGCGGCCGGCGGACCAGGACGAGCCGCGGCAGACCUCCGCCACCCCCCCGCCGCAGGGGACCAAUCAGGGCCAGGCCAGCUCCGAGCACUCCUAUCUGGACAGGGAAACCUCCCUGAUUCUGAAAAACAUAGCAGGAAAGCCUUCUCACCUGCUGACCAAGGAGGAGCAAGCUGCCAAAACAAAGGCAGAGAAGAUUCGGGUUGCUCUGGAGAAGAUCAAGGAGGCCCAGGUUAAAAAGCUGGUGAUCCGGGUCCACCUAUCAGACGAGAGCUCCAAGACCAUGAUGGUGGACGAGAGGCAGACGGUCAGGCAGGUGCUGGACAGCCUGCUGGACAAGUCUCACUGUGGCUACAGCCCCGACUGGUCCCUGGUGGAGACCAUCAACGAGCUGCAGAUGGAGCGAAUCUUUGAGGACCAUGAGAACCUGGUGGAGAACCUUCUGAACUGGACCAGAGACAGCCAGAACCGGCUGAUGUUCAUAGAGCGUAUAGAAAAAUACGCCCUCUUCAAGAACCCCCAGAACUAUCUGCUGGGGCGGAAGGAGACGUGUGAGAUGGCCGACAGGAACAAGGAAGCCCUCUUGGAGGAGUGUUUCUGUGGCAGCUCGGUAUCCGUGCCAGAGAUGGAGGGCGUGUUGUGGCUGAAGGAGGACGGAAAGAAGUCGUGGAAGAAGCGCUACUUCCUGCUGCGGGCCUCAGGAAUCUACUACGUACCUAAAGGCAAAGCUAAGGCUUCCAGAGACCUGGUGUGUUUCCUGCAGCUGGACCACGUGAACGUGUACUACGGUCAGGACUACCGCAGCAAGUACAAGGCUCCCACCGACUACUGCAUGGUGCUCAAGCACCCCCAGAUCCAGAAGAAGUCCCAGUACAUCAAAUACCUGUGCUGUGAUGAUGUCAGAAGCCUACACCAAUGGAUCAACAGUAUACGCAUUGCCAAGUAUGGGAAGCAGCUUUACGUGAACUACCAAGAGGCCAUGAAGCGGACCGAGGCUGCCUACGAUUGGUCCUCCCUGUCCUCCUCAAGCAUGAAAUCUGGAUCCAGCUCUUCCAGCCUACCAGAGUCCCAGUCCAACCACUCCAGCCAAUCAGACAGUGGGGUGUCAGAGACCACCUCGUCAGGCCACACCCGCUCCCAGAGUGUGGUCAGUUCUAUCUUCUCUGAGGCCUGGAAGAGGGGAACACAGGACGACACCACCAAGAUGAGGGUGGACCCUAUAAGCAGACCCUACCCCCUCCAGUUGCCCACAAUGUCCCAGUCCUCCCCCCCGUCUCGCACCAGCUACACCAGCGUCUCCCCCGAGUCGUCCCCCUCACCCCCCGAGCCCCCUCCUCCCCCUCCCCCUCCUCCCCCGCUCCCCAACCCCACUCACCAGCCGGCUCCUCCCACCAUGUACGUCAAGUACAGCACCCUGGCCAGGCUCCAGAAUGCCUCCCAGUCUGCCAACCAUUACAAACCCCCGUCUGGCCCCGGGGGGCCCCAGCCUGGCCCCCCUGGCCCCCCGGCCCCUCCUUUACAGUCUGUCAAACCUCAAUAUAACACCCUGCCCGCAACCUAUGCCCCGGUGCCCCCCGCCCCGCCUCCCCCGCCCCCGCUCGCCAUGCCCGCCCCUGGUUCGGCCAUGGCAGUGUUGAAGAUGGGCCCCCCCAGCCCCAAUCCCACCUACCUCCCACCUCCUCCCCCAGAGGAGCAAGAGCCGCCUGCCCCCCUCCACCUGCACACCAACGGCAUGCCCCCUCCCCCCCCCCUCGACCAGGAGCCCUCCUACCCGCCCCUCAGCAACACGGGCCUGCAACAGUUCCUGGCCCAGAAGUUCCCCAACAUGGCCUACGAAUUCACCCCGGAGGACCUGCAGGAUGACUGUUCUCCACCCCCACCCCCCCCUGCCCUGUCUCCUCCCCCACAACUGCACCAGUCCUCCCUGUCCCCUACCCUGCCCCCUCCCGCCCCACCCAAAACCUUCACCGGUGGCUUCCCUCCCCAGACGGCCCGCAAACCCUCUGGCACGGGGCUGACCAUCUCUCCUGUCUCCCCCUCCCCACCUCAUCACGGCUCGUUUAAAAAGCAGCAGAGCUUGUCAACAGGCCAUUCCCCCAAUCAGCCACCGCCUACGAUGCCCAAGCAGCACAGCUUCUCCUCCAAGACCCUCCCCCUCUCCGCCCCCAUCUCCCCCACCCCCACCUCCUCCUUGGUCAAGCAAAUCGUCAACCAGUUCCCAGGGGCCUCCAUCACCCCUUCCAACUCUAUGGAUGGCUCCAAAUUUCCUCCCCCUCAGUCCCCACCAGCCGUCAAAGCUAAGCCAAAAUGGCAGCCCGGGGGGCAAGUUGCCCCCCAGUCCCCAGAGUUCCCUCCUCCCCCACCAGAGAGCACCCUGGACUUUCCACCUCCGCCCCAGUCCUCCUCUCCUCCUCCUCACCAUUCUACCAAGAUGGGGUCCCCCAUCAAGAAGUCCCCUUCCUCCUCCUCCACCUCUUCCACGGGCUCCGCGGGGAAGAGGGGUCCCCCGCCCGCCCCCCAGCGCAACUCCAGCAUCAAGGCAGGCGAGGCCCAGGAUGAGAGGCCUAAGAAGGUGGAGAGCCUGGUCAGUAAAUUUGGUCAGCCAGGCCUAUCUUCCUGUGGCUCCUCCCCUGCCUCCUCCUCGGGCUCUCCCUCCAAGGAUGCCUCCAUGGGCCCCCCAGCGCCCCCCAAACCAGGCAAGCUGAACCUGGCCAACCUGCCUCUGGCUUUGCAGGGGCUCCAGACAGGACAGCACCGCCAGCCCAGCUUAGACUUCCCCUCCCCCCCACCGACCGAUGCCGACUACUUCCCCCCUCCUCCUCCCGACUAUGAGCUCUUCCCCCCGCCUCCCUUGCCGACUGACCUGCACCCGGGAGCGCCCAAGGUAGCGGUGGUCAACCCCCAGCCCCAGACCCCGCCUGUUGUCUCCUCAACAUGGAAAACGAGCUCCCUGAAGAAGACCCCCCCCGCAGCUGUGUACAGGCGGAGCAACACAGUGCAGGAGACCCUCCCCUUGUCCCCCCCACCCCAGCAGACCAACCCUCACAGCUCCUUCAGCUCCCAGAUACCCCCCACGUCCCCCAAGGGCACCAACCUGGCCCUGCAGCCCAACUUCCUGGAAGACCUCAACCGGACGCUGAAGAGGAAGUCGGUCUCGCGCCACGGCUCGCUCACUUCCUCCCGCCUCUCCUCCAAGAUGGAGCCGGUAGCGACCAUGGACGAUAUGGCGCUGCCUCCUCCGCCCCCAGAGCUGCUGCAGGACCACCACAGGCCAGCCAGCGGAGGAGGCUACGCCCAUGCCAACAUCUCAGGCUAUGCAACGCUACGGCGCGGUCCGCCCCCCGCCCCGCCCAAACGGGACCAAAGCACCAAACUAACCGGGGAGUGGUAGUAACCAGGACAUGGGGGGGGGGGGAUCUAAAGACUAUUAGGUCAGCUCCUCCGGAACUCUUUCUGUCUCUCCGUCUGUUUCCCCUCAUAGCAACCACCCUGGACUGACUGAGCUAGGAUCCUCUUCCUUGUAAUCCCAGAUUUUCAUUAUUAUUAUUAUUAUUACAUGAUUACUCCAAUGAAAAGAAGCAAGCCUGACCACCUAUCAGCUUUCCCACAUGUUUGUGCCGCUUUGCAUUGAAUAUAAACAGAAACAAAAACAUAAAGGACAAGAAACUUGCUGCAAUAUAACUGGUACUGCAUGGAGCCCUGUAGAGGACAUGGUGUCACCUUAGCAACGGUUUGGGGGGGGUGGGAGGGGAGGGAGGGGGAGAGGGGGAUUGAGCGUGUACAGAAAAAUGUAUGUGGAUGUUAGGGUAAUGAAGGGGAGGGAGGGAAUGGGGAUGUUAUUAUUAAGUUUGUGUUUUUAUAUAAGAUUAUUUAAUACCUGAAAGAUAAUAUUAUUUGAAAGUUUUGUUUUUCAAACCAUGUGAGUGAACUGGGGGAGGGGGGGGGGCGGGAGCAGCAGGGACAGGGGCUCAAGAUCCCCUGUCUGUCUGUCUGUCUGUCCAUCUGUCUGUCUGUCCGUCUGUCCGUCUGUCUGUAUGUCUGUCCAUCUGUCUGUCUGUCCAUCUGUCUGUCCGUCUGUCUGUAUGUAUGUAUGUCUGUCUGUCUGUAUGUCUAUCUGUCUGUAUGUCUGUCUGUCUGUCCGUCUGUCUGUCUGUCCGUCUGUCUGUCUGUCUGUCCAUCUGUCCGUCUGUCUGUCUGUAGAGUGUACAGAUGCAUUGUGUUAACGCUAAUUCUAAUGAAGAUUUUUUGUUUGCAAAUUGCACCAAAAUGGUUGAAAACCUACAGCAGUUUUACUGUAGAGAGAUGAAGAUGACUGACAAGGCAAUGACACUCUUAAGGUGCUCAGAUAAAAAGGUGCACAAUGAAGGUCCACCUCUGGGAUUGGCUGUUACAUUGGGGGUGGGUUGAACCCACUUUAUUUCUAUUGGUCACAUAUUUUUGUCUGUAAAGUUGCAGAUCCUGGCUUUACUGGCCUCCUUCGGCCCUGUCCCUAAUUCCAGGACCAUUUGACCCUCUCCAGAUUCUUGACCUUUAACCCUGAGAGGGACGACACUCAACUGACCCUGAACCUGCCCGUAGAAAGGGCCUCAGAGUCAGAUCCUGGGCACCGUUAAAAACGACAGACUAAACACAUACUACAAGAUGCUCAGACGUGUGUCUGCUAAAACUGAGAACUGUUGGUUCUGAUUACUGUCGUAAAAGUGGGACCACCGUGGCAUUGAAAGACUUGCCCCAUAACAGCCCUACAGCACAUUUCUGUCAGACACAACGCUGCGAAUGUUUCCUCUCAUUGCUCGAUCACUGAACGCACCCCCCAGGUCACGCAACAGCCAUCCUGUCAGCGAGGUUGGACGAGCGUUGGAUCACAUGAAUGCCUUCUCUUGUACUGUGUGUCUGAAGAUGGGGACUGCUCUACUUGUGGGCACUGUGUCCCAUCUGGUUUUACAUUAGUAGUACUGAGUAAGACUGUAGCAUGAAGACCAUCUCUGGCUGUGGAAAAACUUCUGUCAACCUGUGUGUGUGUGGGUGUGUCUGUCUUAAUUCAAACUAGGACUGUGUUCAGCAAGGUGCAACGUUCUGCAACGUUUAGAAAGGCGUGUAGGCAUCUGUUCUAUCCCGAGGCGUGUCUGAAACGUUGAGGGUGGAAAAUCGCCCUCCUGAACGCAGCCCGUGCCAAUUAGUCUGACAAGGUCAGAAUCUAUCUCUGUAACCAAUCACGUUGCACUACUGUUGUCAUGACGUUAGAUUAGUCAAACUUUGGUGCAGAGUGGAAAAACUCUGCCUUAACAUCUGCUACAUCUGAUGGCUUUGAGUCAGCUACAAACUAUUGUCCAUUUCAGAUCUUCAGUAUUUUCAUGGCAACAUAGAGAUAAUAAACCAUUGUGUCUAAAGGUCAGAGGAGUUGCCUGAAGUCAGUCAGAGCCGUUCUUAGAUACUCUGCCGUAACGGGGACAUAAACCUAAAAUGCAUUUAAACUGAACAAUAAAAAUGUGCAAAUCAUACCUCAUCA
Osmerus eperlanus (European smelt) is the source of this 6645-nucleotide messenger RNA. RefSeq names its product Ras association (RalGDS/AF-6) and pleckstrin homology domains 1a (gene raph1a). The record is from RefSeq and is a predicted model, not a curated record. Gene Ontology annotation, biological process: signal transduction. Gene Ontology annotation, cellular component: plasma membrane; cytosol. The transcript is spliced from 18 exons. The coding region runs from base 334 to 4527 and encodes 1397 amino acids. Lineage: Eukaryota; Metazoa; Chordata; Actinopteri; Osmeriformes; Osmeridae.